UUCAGAAUUUAGUAAGAUUUUCUCAUUUCCUGUCCAUAACAACGUGGACCACAUAGGCCGAAACUUGAUUGCUUUAUGAGUUUCUUUGGUAUUACAAGGAUGGCAUCUGCUUCGGUACUGAGGAGACUAACACAACGAGCUGAUGAAGCUGAAAAGAUCAUCACAGAACUAAAGGCAACCAUAGAGCUUAUAAAGGAUAAGGCUGCUGUUGUUGAAAGUAAACCUGAGGAAGAAAGACUGCGCAAGGAAAAUACGAAGUUGAGAACAGAGAUUGAUGUGUUGAAGACCCAGCUCGUUCUUUCAGAAAUAAGAAAUGGAGUGAAACAGGUUGCCCUGCCUUCCCAGACAGUUAUAGCCCAGUGUGUGGACAAGGCUAGAGCCAAUGUCACAUCCUCAACACCUGUUGUUGAGAAGAAAGCAGAAGUGGUAGAGAAAACUGAAAAUGUCAAGGAUCAGCAAAAACCCAAUAAAAAGGGCAAGGAGGCUGCCAAAUCUGGAGAAGCCAAACCAAAGAAAGGCAAGGCAGCUGCAUCUGGUCCUGUUGAACCAGAAAAGCUAGAUAUUUCCCGACUGGACCUCCGAGUGGGAAAAAUAGUCGAGGUAGAGAAACAUCCAGAUGCAGACUCACUGUACAUUGAAAAGGUGGAUGUUGGAGAGGAUCAACCACGGACUGUUGUGUCAGGACUUGUUAAAUUUGUCACCUUGGAGGAGAUGCAGGGCCGAGUGGCUGUAUUUAUGUUGAACCUGAAACCUGCCAAGAUGAGGGGUGUGCUGUCCCAGGCUAUGAUAAUGUGUGCCAGUACUCCAGAGAAAGUGGAGAUCCUCAACGUACCACAGGGGGCACAGAUAGGGGACAAGAUUGUGGCUGAAGGUUACUCAGGUGAACCAGAUGCCAUGUUGAACCCAAAGAAAAAGGUGUGGGAGGCAUUGAAACCAGACUUGAGAACAAAUAAAGAUGGUGUGGCUACCUGGAAAGGUGCUCCAUUGAAAAUUGAAGGAAAAGGUCAAAUCGUAGCUCCAUCAUUGUGUGAUGUACAGAUCCAGUAGGAUCUGGAAGUUCAAUUUCUGAAUGUUUAAAUAUUUAAGAUUUAACAAAAUAAAGGUCAUUUGAUGGUUUAACAGCUGUA
Messenger RNA from Pecten maximus, 1127 nucleotides. Its product is annotated as aminoacyl tRNA synthase complex-interacting multifunctional protein 1-like. The transcript is spliced from 7 exons. The record is from RefSeq and is a predicted model, not a curated record. Gene Ontology annotation, molecular function: tRNA binding. NCBI's taxonomy places the organism in Eukaryota, Metazoa, Mollusca, Bivalvia, Pectinida, Pectinidae. The coding region runs from base 76 to 1047 and encodes 323 amino acids.